UUUAAUAUGUUCUAAUAAGUUCAUUGCCAUUUGUGUACUUUUUGUCGUCCCACAUCUAAAUUGUCCAUAAAUUUUCAUCCGCGGUUUUUAAAGCUAUUUUAGUCAAAGAAAUUUUGACAAGGCCUUCCUCCGUGUGUAGUUCCGUCUGAGACAGAAGCGACAACACUGCUUUCCCAGGUGUGAGGCAGCACACCAUGCAUUAGCCUCCAACCCAGACAAUGUGGAGAUGGUGCGCUUUUACACUCAUUCUCUGAAGAAUAUAGCAAAGAGGAAAGUGCUAAGAUUAGACCCCAGCCUGAAGAGGACCAUGUGUAAGAGAUGUUCAAUGCUGUUGGUGCCUGGAGUCUCAGCCACAGUGAGAGUGAGAGGAAAGGGGCUGAAGAGAGUCAUUGUCAAGUGUGUGGAGUGUAAGCUGUUGAAGAGGUUUCCUCUCAAGGAGGGCUAUAAACUUUGGUGUGAGCAACCAGAGGCUUGGAUAGACCAAGACAGUGCAAAAACUCCACAGGAAAGAACAGUUACAGCAAGGCCAGGGCAAGACCCUGCCAAAAUACUGCAGGAAGAAAAACUUGUCCAAGCACAGGGACCUAUAGAAACACAAACACUAUUACCUCAGUUGGAUGAGACCAAUAAAAGGCAAAAUGAUACAAAUAGGGAUGGUGAGAAUGGUAGGACUAAUGUGGAAAGAGGACACAGAGAUGUAGGUGAAAGUUAGCACAACUGGCAGCUUCACUAGUGUUUAUUUUUUUCUCCCUUUUGUGUUUGUCUUAUGGCAUUAGCUGAUAGUGACUUGAAGCUCAUCAUGUUGAACUGAUUAAAGGCAAAUAAUGAACUUUACAGAGAAUGAAAUGGUUUCAUAAUGAGACCUAUUGCCACUUUGUUUAAUAACUUACUGUAAUGGAAAUUCCUGGCAAUUGUAUAUUGGUGUAAGGAUGUUUAUUCAGCAACUUAAAAGUGUCAUUUAAGUCAGUUUCACAUCACAAUGUUUAUAUAAGAGAAUAACAAAUGCUUGCAAUCAUUGUAAAAUUCAAUAAUUUAUUAAAAGUAUACUAGUUAUAAGCAAUAAUGUGACAGAUGAGUAAUAAAUUAAUUCAUCAAUUAAAUAAAUAUUUUUUCUCAACUUGUACAUUAUGCUUGAGUAAUAUGCAACUCUCACUUGGAAAACUACAAUAAUGUUAAAAAUAUUUAAAAAGUGACAUUCUUGAAAUGUACAAGUAGAUCGAGGUGUUGGCAAGCGAGGGUUCAAAAGAUCUUUUUUGACAAGGAAAAAAA
Molecule: messenger RNA, 1269 nt
Organism: Lingula anatina
Lineage: Eukaryota; Metazoa; Brachiopoda; Lingulata; Lingulida; Lingulidae
Product: ribonuclease P protein subunit p21
Biological process (GO): tRNA 5'-leader removal
Cellular component (GO): nucleolar ribonuclease P complex
Source: RefSeq, a predicted model, not a curated record